Messenger RNA from Hyphopichia burtonii NRRL Y-1933, 754 nucleotides. RefSeq lists its product as uncharacterized. The coding region runs from base 325 to 519 and encodes 64 amino acids. NCBI's taxonomy places the organism in Eukaryota, Fungi, Ascomycota, Pichiomycetes, Serinales, Debaryomycetaceae. The transcript has a single exon. The record is from RefSeq and is a predicted model, not a curated record.
GGUAUACUGUGAUCGUUGUGUUUUUAAUCACUGCCGUUUUAUCGGCAUUAGCGUGGGUGGCAGCACCAAAGGAAAACCGAACCGUAUGGAGAUCCUCGAUCAUCUUGGGUUUAUCGAUGUGCUACUUGAUGUGGGCCAUCACUUACUUGGCCCAAUUGCAUCCAUUGGAGGCUCCCAGAAGAUCCGACUUGAGACCUGAAUAGAUGUAUGAGUAUUGACGCUUGUCUCGUCCAGUGUAUUUAACUUCAAUGUUGUACAGUGGUUUCAUCUUCUUAUCUUCUUCAAUUAUUUCAUUCAACGUUUUAUCUUCUUCAGUUAUAUUCAAUGUUUCAUUCCGUCAUAGAAUCAAGACUUUUCAUUUCUUUUAAUUACUUAACUUCUACUCACUUAACUUCUACUCACUUAACUUCUACUCACGUAACUUCUACUCACGUAACUUCUACUCACUUAACUUCUACUCAAUACUUCACUUUAUAUGAGUACUUACUACUCCUUCCUAUUCCCGCAAUUUCUCUUUAAGUACUUCUCCCCAAGGGCUUUUUAACUGCUUCUCCUUGUUUAGCAUGCCUAAUAUAUGGUUCCUACUACCUCCCAAGGUCUCCGGGUAACUUGGUUGUGCUAACAAAACAAAAAUAAUUGAAAAAAAAAAAGUAUUUAUGUCCACAGAGAAAUUUUGAAAAAUUUUUACUUCUUCUUCUUCUUCUUCUUCUUUACACAUUUAUCCCACAUAUAUAUAUCCAAUAUAUAAUAUCCA